Messenger RNA from Cucurbita pepo subsp. pepo (vegetable marrow), 511 nucleotides. RefSeq names its product protein IQ-DOMAIN 20. Lineage: Eukaryota; Viridiplantae; Streptophyta; Magnoliopsida; Cucurbitales; Cucurbitaceae. Gene Ontology annotation, molecular function: protein binding. The record is from RefSeq and is a predicted model, not a curated record.
GGAGCUGAAGAACAAGAAGAACAAUGGGGAUUACAAGAAACUGGUUUAGAAGAGUCAGAAGGAGGUUGAGUAGAAAAGGCAACAGAGACAUUGUUUUUCUGCAGACAAAUGCAGAAGAAGAACAACAACAAGAUGAAAUUGUUUAUGAUUCAAUUGUUCCAAGUUUCCAAAAGAAAGCUUUGUGUUUAGAGGAAGUGGCAGCCAUCAAAAUCCAAACUUGUUUCAGAGGCCAUCUUGCAAGACGAGCAUUUCGAGCACUAAGAAGCUUGGUGAAGCUGCAAGCGCUGGCUCGAGGGGUGUGCGCGAGGAGACAGGCACGCAUAGCUCUUCAGUUCAUGCAUACAUUGGCUCGAUUGCAAGUUCGGGUUCGGACUCGCCAGCUUGUGAGCAGAUACAGUGAGGAGUCUGAUUGUUGAAGCUUCCUCCAAAUGGCAUCAUUGUUCCUUCAAAACUGAAUAGAAAGGUAUCGUUUACAUUAGCAGAUGCUUUUACAACACAAAAUAAUCCUAUA